AUAACAAACAGGUGACAUUGUUUUAAUAUGAUAACAUAGCAAAAUAGGUAGACAGUGUUUAGUUUGGCCUAUUCGUGGACACAAUAAUGAUGGCUUCGAAUAAAAGCAUAUUACCGCAGAGGGAAAUCUACAAGGGUGAAGUUAUAUACAGUAAACUGCGCGAGGAAAUGGACCAAGUUGAAAGUAUGAAUACCAGACAAGAUGAUGUGUGGGUAUGCAGUUUUCCGAGAUCCGGUACAACUAUGACACAAGAGCUUGUCUACCAUAUAAUGACACUAGAUUUUGACACGGCUAAAACAGUGCCACAGGAGGAACGCUUUCCUCAGUUACUCGAACAUGCAGAGGUUAAUAACGGAAUAACUAUGUUUAAAGAGUUCACAGGAUUACAACAUCACGAGAGGCGAGCAUCACCAAGAAUGAUUAAGUCACAUUUGCAUUAUUCGCUACUUCCGGAACAAUUGCGUAACGGAAAAGGAAAGGUGACAUCUAUAUUUUUUCACAUCAAAACUAUAAUGCUGACGAAUAAAAUGUCUGGCGUUAUAAUAAUAACUAUACCUCCGUCACACACGCAUGGCGAUAUAACGGCGACUUACAAAAUUAAAGAAUAA
Messenger RNA from Ruditapes philippinarum (Manila clam), 608 nucleotides. Its product is annotated as sulfotransferase 4A1-like. Bases 87 to 608 code for a protein of 173 amino acids. Gene Ontology annotation, molecular function: sulfotransferase activity. Gene Ontology annotation, cellular component: cytoplasm. NCBI's taxonomy places the organism in Eukaryota, Metazoa, Mollusca, Bivalvia, Venerida, Veneridae. Gene Ontology annotation, biological process: sulfation. The record is from RefSeq and is a predicted model, not a curated record. The transcript is spliced from 3 exons.